Molecule: messenger RNA, 240 nt
Organism: Thlaspi arvense
Lineage: Eukaryota; Viridiplantae; Streptophyta; Magnoliopsida; Brassicales; Brassicaceae
Source: the annotation of a GenBank genome assembly
AUGGCGACUAACGUAGAGCUCUCCCAGAAGGAGUCUGACAUCCGAAUGAUGAUUGCUGCUGAGGUUCACCUCGGAACCAAAAACUGCAAUUACCAAAUGGAGCGAUAUACUUUCAAGAGACGCAACGAUGGUAAUUUUCUCACGACCUUUCCUCACUUUUUAAUCUCAUAUACAAUGUGUUAUGUGCAGAUUAUAGUUUGUUCAGAGAGAUUCUAUGAUUAUAAUGUAAACUCAGAUUAG